GAUUUAAUGGAGUCGUAGUAUGAGUCAAAAUGAGAUGAUGCCUGUGUAUUUCCAUUUAUUAGUUUUUAUCUGCAUAAUAUCAAAUGAAUGUACAUUUGCCUCUUUCUCAGAUACAUCGUCUGGUAUUUUUGGAGGAACAAGUCAAGGUCUCAUAGCAGCGUUUGGUGACUUUAAUGCUGAUAAAGCAACUGAUGUUUUUAUCCUUGCAGACGAUGCCAAAUCAGUACAGCUUAUUUUUGGUAAAACUGAAAAGAUUGAUGCCUCCUAUUCUCAAGAAGAGUUGAUAUCCAGUAAGCAGAAUAAUGACAGCUAUAUUGUUAGUUUGAUACCAAGUGAUUUCAAUGGGGAUUCAAUAAUGGAUUUAUUGGUAACAAGGAGAAAGGAUGGUGAAAAAUCUGGACCAUUACAAGUUUUGAUCUAUUGGGGAACUUCCAAGUCUAAUAUAGUAGCUGAUCAGCCAUUAAUUCUGGCUGAAUCAUUUAAAGAUCAACCUGCUAUCUUAGAUGUAAAUUCUGAUAUGAUACCAGACUUAAUGGCUGAAACAAAAGAUGGAGAAAGAACUUAUCUGAUAUUUAAUAUACAUCAAAAUUAUACAACAGAAAAAGUUAAAAAUGGAACAUCACAAUCACCCUUGCCACCAUUAUAUGUACCACAGUCUAGUGCCUUUUUAGAUUUUGAUACAGAUUUAACUGCUGAUUUAAUUACUGUAUCAUCUGGUAACAGUAGCAAACUACAAUUUGAGAUAUGGUUAAAUAAGAAUGGUGCAUUGGAAUGGGAUCAAACUAUAGAGGCUCCAACAGAAAUAAAAGUAUUUGGUCAGCCCUCUUUUCUUGAUAUGAAUAGUGAUCAUAGUAUAGAUAUAGUGUUACCAGGCUGUUUAAAUAAGGACUGUUCAACUAGUGUUAUUUAUGUGUAUUCUAAAGAAAAGUGGUAUAAGUUAGAUGUCAAGUUUAAAGAUGAUAACAAUCUAUGGGGAUUUAAUCCAACCUCACUCCAUCCACUUCUUGAUGUGCCAUUAAGUUUAAGAAUGGGAGAUCUCAAUUUAGAUGGAUAUCCUGAUGCAUUAACUAUAUUAUCUUUACAAAACAAGACUAAAGUCCAAAAACAGGUUGUGAUGAAAAAUGUGCAUUGUGGGUCAUGUGAAGGCUUCAGUAGAACAUUUGAAAUGAAUUUCAUUGGGCCAACAAAAGAGUCCAGCAAUCCAGUAUUAGUAGCUUUCUUUGAUAUUGGUGAAAAUGGUGUAUUAGAUGUGGUGAUGUCAAAUUAUGAUGGUAAAAAUAGUGAACUUGUAGCCUUGUCUCAAACAUUCACAGAAGAUGCUUAUUUUGUUAAAGUAAUGGUAUUAAGUGGUUUGUGUAAAUCAGAAUGUACAGAUGGUCAUCAGAGAUAUGGAGUCAAUCAAGUGGGUCCAGCUAUUAAAUAUGAAACUGUUAAUUCAAAUGGUGAUCCCCAGAUUGGAAUAGCCUCACAACUUGUACAGUCAGCAUAUUUUUCACUGCAGUUACCAUUUACAGUAUUUGGUUUAGGUCAAACACCUAAUUUUGUAGAUAAAUUAGUAGUUGGUAUUCCCUACCCCCAUGGUGCAAAAUCAAGAAAUAAAGAGUUUACUUCAAUCAUUCCUAAUUCACGUUUAGUUAUUACACCUUAUCCUGUAGAUGAUUCUAGCAGUUGGAGUAACAAGUUAUUUAUAACACCAAGUAAAUUAGUAUUAUUAACAGGAGCUGCUUUACUGGGUGUUUGUGGUUUUAUAGCUAUUAUAGUUGCUAUAUUACAUUGGAGAGAUAGGGCUGAAGAUAAAAGAGAAAAGUUACAAGAUUCUCACAAAUUUCACUUUGAUGCCAUGUAGUUUUCAGCUAGAGAUCUGAAUUUCAUAUUUCUUCAACUCUUGUCUAUAUUUUUAUAACUAAUACUUUACAACUGAACACUACUGUUCUUUCUCUAAAGCCAUCUGUCCAAUUUAUUGAAAGACGAGCAUAGUCAAUAUUAGAUAUUUAGGAGUCCGACAAUUUGAACACAUUUGGGCCGAUCGCAAACAAAAACAUUUAAGAUAGAUUCAGUUGUUUCACAAUGCUUCAAGUUCAGUUGAACAUCCUACUAUAUUUCAGUAUCAUAAGAUAGGACCAUAUAGAACUUACAUUCUGAAGUGUGAAAUGCAUAAUACUUCAUGUACUUGUGAUUCUGAACUCUAUUUCUAUUUGACAAUGUGGGUAAUAUUCAAUAUCUGUCUUCCAAUACUAUUAUAUUUAAUCACCUGAUUUUAAUGUCUCUUUUCAAUGUACAUAAAAGGAAACACUCCAAUAAUGUUAAGACUUUUUUGCAAUAUUUUACUGUGUAAAUUUUCAUGUUUAUUUAUUUAUUUGUUUAUGUCCUUCUGUAUAUAUUAUUAAACUUGUUAUCGAAUAG
Molecule: messenger RNA, 2403 nt
Organism: Lottia gigantea (owl limpet)
Lineage: Eukaryota; Metazoa; Mollusca; Gastropoda; Lottiidae
Exons: 17
Coding region: 20-1846 (608 amino acids)
Cellular component (GO): plasma membrane
Source: RefSeq, a predicted model, not a curated record